This is a messenger RNA of Bubalus bubalis (water buffalo), 1695 nucleotides long. RefSeq names its product immunoglobin superfamily member 21 (gene IGSF21). The record is from RefSeq and is a predicted model, not a curated record. Gene Ontology annotation, biological process: homophilic cell-cell adhesion; heterophilic cell-cell adhesion. Lineage: Eukaryota; Metazoa; Chordata; Mammalia; Artiodactyla; Bovidae. Gene Ontology annotation, cellular component: adherens junction. The coding region runs from base 140 to 1546 and encodes 468 amino acids. The transcript is spliced from 10 exons.
GGCGCCCCACGCGGCCCGCCACCGUCUCGGCCGGAGGCCGGAGGCAGGAGCUCGCCUGAGCCCAUGGCGAGGGGCCCCGCCGCUGCCGCCGCCGCCGCCGCCGCCACCGCCCCGCCAGCGCCGCCAGCUCCCGGGCACCAUGCGAGCCGCCCCGAGCCUCCGCGGCUGCAUCUGCCUGCUGCUAGCCGCGAUCCUGGACCGGGCGCGGGGCUACUUGACUGUCAACAUUGAGCCUCUCCCGCCCGUGGUGGCUGGUGAUGCCGUGACUUUGAAGUGUAACUUCAAGACCGAUGGCCGCAUGCGUGAGAUCGUGUGGUACCGGGUGACGGACGGCGGCACCAUCAAGCAGAAGAUCUUCACCUUCGACGCCAUGUUCUCCACCAACUUCUCCCACAUGGAGAGCUACCGCCGGCGCGAGGACUUGGUGUACCAGUCCACGGUCAGGCUGCCCGAGGUCCGCGUCUCUGAUAACGGCCCCUACGAGUGCCACGUGGGCAUCUACGACCGCGCCACGAGGGAGAAGGUGGUCCUGGCUUCAGGCAACAUCUUCCUGAACGUCAUGGCUCCGCCCACCUCCAUUGAGGUGGUGGCCGCUGACACCCCGGCCCCCUUCAGCCGUUACCAAGCCCAGAACUUCACGCUGGUCUGCAUCGUGUCGGGAGGGAAACCGGCGCCCACGGUUUAUUUCAAGCGAGACGGGGAACCCAUCGACGCAGUGCCCCUGUUGGAGCCGCCGGCGGCCAGCUCUGGUCCCCUCCAGGACAGCAGGCCCUUCCGCAGCCUCCUGCACCGUGACCUGGAUGAGACCAAGAUGCAGAGGUCACUGUCCCUGCUGGACGCUGAGACCCGGGGCGGGCGUCCCUUCACGGAGCGCCCCUCCCGCAGCCUGACCCCAGAUCCCAGCAGCAUCAUCCAGCCGACCACUGAGAGCAUCCCGGAGACGGUGGUGAGCCGUGAGUUCCCCCGCUGGGUGCACAGCUCCGAGCCCGUCUACUUCCUGCGGCACAGCCACACCCCAGGCAGCGACGGCACGGUGGAGGUGCGAGCCCUGCUCACCUGGACGCUCAACCCACAGAUCGACAACGAGGCCCUCUUCAGCUGCGAGGUCAAGCACCCAGCGCUGUCGAUGCCCAUGCAGGCCGAGGUCACGCUGGUUGCCCCCAAAGGACCCAAAAUCAUGAUGACGCCCAGCAGAGCCCGGGUCGGGGACACCGUGAGGAUCCUGGUGCACGGGUUUCAGAACGAGGUCUUCCCGGAGCCCAUGUUCACGUGGACGCGGGUGGGGAGCCGCCUGCUGGACGGCAGCGCCGAGUUUGACGGGAAGGAGCUGGUGCUGGAACGCGUGCCCGCCGAGCUCAACGGCUCCAUGUACCGCUGCAUGGCCCAGAACCCGCUGGGCUCCACCGACACGCACACCCGGCUCAUCGUGUUCGAAAACCCGAAUAUCCCAAGAGGAACAGAAGACUCCAAUGGUUCCGCGUCUGGCCCCGCUGGCGUCCGGCUCACCGUGGUGCUCGCCCUGACAGUGGUCCUGGAGCUGACGUGAAGGCGCGGCCUGCACUCCGUCUGGCACUGGCGUCUCUGCGACCGGUUUUCCUUUCUUUUUUAAACUAUUUCCAGUCUUGUUCUUAGUCUCUUUCUGUCCAUGUCUUGGCUCCUUCGGUCAAUUUAAUUAAUACAGAACACUUUUCCCCA